Molecule: messenger RNA, 657 nt
Organism: Exophiala aquamarina CBS 119918
Lineage: Eukaryota; Fungi; Ascomycota; Eurotiomycetes; Chaetothyriales; Herpotrichiellaceae
Exons: 1
Coding region: 1-657 (218 amino acids)
Biological process (GO): chromatin remodeling
Cellular component (GO): Ino80 complex
Source: RefSeq, a predicted model, not a curated record
AUGCCUCCCUCCACCCCACAGCCCGAAAAGGAUGACUCGCACCAACAACUCCUCGAUCAGAUGGACAUCUACUACACCCCAAAGCCCUUCCGCAAUCCCAACUGGAAACCAGGCACCCGGCGGAACAAAAACACCAAGCAGAUCAUCUCUGAGGCCCAGCGGAAAGAAGCAUCCGUUCUCGCAACACAGAAUAACUCGGGCGCAUCCACCCCUCUACCCAUAACUGAUGCCAACUCGGACGGUACAUCCACUCCUGCUUAUACCACAACCGCCUCAAGACCGGUUAACAUGGCCCAGGCCACCCAAAGUCUUAGCACACUCGUCCUCGAGCGCAACCUGCAGCGAGCGGCGAGCGGCUUGGCCACUGGCACUGGCACCGGCACUGGCGUUCCGACUGGAUUGGGAGCUGGAAUGACCAUGGGUAUGGGUGCCGGAGGCCCAGCAGUGACCUACACCAACAUUGAAAGCGCACCUAGCCUCCAUCCUGCCAACCAUCCACAUUACUGUGACGUGACAGGACUGCCUUCAAAAUACACAGACCCAAAGACCAAGCUGAGAUACUAUGACAGAGAGAUUUUUGCCGUGGUCAGAAGUUUGCCUCAGGGUGCACCAGACCAGUAUCUGGCUGCAAGAGGGGCGAAUGUGAUCUUGAGGUGA